CGACACCCCUUCCCAGAACCACGACAUAGCGCUUGUGCAAGGCGAAGGCUCUGGCCCGAUUUCAGCCCGUUCCUCUGCCACUUCUGACACCGAAUCAUUUAUUCUUCCUUCCCCCAGCAAGUCACGGUCAUCCAAGAACAUGAAGAAGCUGUCCCUAACACUCCCGUCCGCCCAAUCCUCCACAAACUCCCUCGGGCUCCCAACCGAGCUACCAGAGCCAAGACGACGACUUUCUGUCGUCUCUCUCCCCGCUCCUACCACUUCUACACUUCUCCGCAGAAGGGGUGAAGAGGACCAAGGGGCGGAUAGCGCAUCGUACGCAGAUGGCCCAGUGCAGGUCAUUCCAGGCAUUUGGCUUGGUUCAGAGGACAAUGUCCGCGACUGGCGAGGACACAUUCAUCGUGGCAUCAGGUCAAUUCUCAAUGUUGCCAAAGAGGUUUCUACUGUAUUUGAUCUGGCUCGGCCACUGCGUCCAGCCAUGUCGACUUCAGAUCUGAAGGCUGGAGCGAAUGGUAUGGACCCCACAUAUUACCCUGCCAAUGUUUCUAGUGGGCGGCCAGCCAUGCAUUAUCUCAAGCUGCCCUGGUCGCAUGGCCAAGCGGAUCUCGUACAUGAGGGCUUUCCCGCUGCCAUGGCGUUUGUGGACCAAGCCCUUGAGCGUGGAGAUGGCGUGCUCAUUCACUGUCAAUGUGGAGUUUCGCGCUCAGCGACACUAGUAAUUGCCUUAGUCAUGCGGGCUGCAGCCCAACGUUCGCCCAACGUGCCUUCAGAAGUGUGGAGUCUGAAGGGCAUGCAAGGCGCUUAUUCCUUCGUUAAGGAAAAAAGCAAUGCAAUCGGACCUAAUAUGUCCCUUAUUUAUCAGCUGUUAGACUAUGAGAGGGCUCUCAAGCCUGAUGACAGCUCCCCCAACUCGUCGGAUCAAUCACCGUCCGAGGAAGAAUGGGGGAGACGGCGUAUGGUCAUGGAAGAGACGUCCCCUAACAAUGAUAGGGAAAGCGUGGAGAUCAUGCGUGAGGCCAGAGCACUUGAUCAGGCCAUGGAAGACCGUCUGGUCGCACGGAUGUCUUCUGCGUCGUCCCUAAGCUCUUUCAGUGGAGCCUCUCGAAGAUCUCGGUUGGGACGGAAACGGACCGGAUCCAUAGCCAGCGUCAUGACGGGGACGAGUCUAUUGAGCGAAGAGCUCGUCGAAGAGGACGAGGAGCAAGAGUUGCUUGGGGUGGGUGGCGGCUUCGACGGCACGAGCGUUGAAGCCAGCUGCUCAAGCGCAGAGCCAACAGAAGACGAGGCAAGCAGCACGUCACGCAUCUCGCCGGAUCCAUCUUUCCGUGGGCAGCUGCCGUCUACUGCACGACAACGUCUGGACGUCCGCAUGCCUCCUUCUGCCCCCCACGACAGGUCAUCGUUCCCUCUACCUCCGCCGCCGGCGACGGCAUUCAAGGCCUCGUUCGACAUUCCCUCUCGGCUAUCCAGAUUGCGUCGCCGACCCCCACCCAUUGGUAUCCUCCCUCCUGUUCCGUCCUCACCUGUCGUCCCUAUCAACGUUUCCGAGCCUGUCGACCCGGCGCCCGAGCCUGUAUUUCAGCGUCGUCCCCGCACGGCCGCACGGAAGCCUGAUCCUCCCUCUGCCAGCCUUCGCACACCAAGGAGGUCGCAGCCUAAGACGAGGCCUGUCUCCAUGGUUUCAACGCCGUCGCAGACGCUCUUCGUGUUCCCACCUUCGCCAACGCUGACCGCUCGCACGCCAUCUACGAUGACUCUGACGUCCAAUGCCUCAGUGCCUUUCCCAUCGCUGGCUACUCCGCGCGUCUCGACGUUCAAAGCGGAGGGUCGACGGCGCUCCUUCAUUGGCGUUCCGCCGCCCACAACGCCGACUGUCGCUUCUUCCCGUGUCGACGCUCGAGGCUGGUUCGGCACGGCACGUUGACAUAGGUGACAGGCCCUAUGUUGUAUGUUCUCGCAUGCUCGGUCCCGCACGGAUCAUCUCGUUCCUCGCACUUUAUCGCCGCAUUCUCGAUCACGCUUCGGACUUGUCCACUGUUUAUGUAGCCGCACACAUGAAUCCCGGAGUUUGGCGUUCAUGCUUUGCAGUAUCUUAUUGCGCAUCGCAUAAUUCUUCACGUACUUAUGAAGCCUGGACUUCGCAUUGCAUCUUUCGCGCUGUAUUAUAUCCGCACGUUUCCUCGUCUGGCUCGCUUGCAUUCUCGCAUCUUCGACUUUCGGUCCCCCGUGUCGUUAGUGUACGUACCGCAUUUUGGCCGCUCCGCAGAGCGGACGAUGAGCAAAACAAGUAAAUAGAACAGAUAUGU
Molecule: messenger RNA, 2306 nt
Organism: Postia placenta MAD-698-R-SB12
Lineage: Eukaryota; Fungi; Basidiomycota; Agaricomycetes; Polyporales; Adustoporiaceae
Exons: 3
Coding region: 140-1924 (594 amino acids)
Biological process (GO): negative regulation of MAPK cascade; protein dephosphorylation
Cellular component (GO): cytoplasm
Molecular function (GO): MAP kinase tyrosine/serine/threonine phosphatase activity; protein tyrosine/threonine phosphatase activity
Source: RefSeq, a predicted model, not a curated record